AUGGCUCCUUUCUUUUACAAUCACACCAAUCCCCAGGAUAUGUGGUAUGUCCUGAUCGGAAUCCCAGGACUAGAAGAUUUGCACAUCUGGAUCUCCAUCCCUGUCUAUUCUAUGUACAUUGUGGCCGUUGUAGGCAAUGUCUUCUUGAUCUUCCUGAUCAUGACUGAGCACAGUCUCCAUGAGCCCAUCUAUCUCUUCCUUUCCAUGCUGGCCUUAGCAGAUGUCUUGCUUUCCACAGCCACAGCCCCUAAGAUGCUGGCCGUCUUCUGGUUCCAUUCCAUGGAUAUAUCCUUUGGUAGCUGUGUAUCCCAGAUGUUCUUAAUACAUUUUAUCUUUGUAACAGAAUCUGCCAUUCUCCUGGCCAUGGCAUUCGAUCGCUAUGUGGCCAUCUGUUACCCACUAAGGCGCACUACAAUCUUAACCUCCUCAGUCAUUGGGAAGAUUGGCAUAGCAGCUGUGGUCAGAAGCUUUAUCAUCUGCUUUCCCUUCAUCUUCCUGGUACACCGACUUAUGUUUUGUGGGAGAAAUGUCAUUCCCCAUUCCUACUGUGAGCACAUGGACAUUGCCAGAUUGGCAUGUGACGAUAUCAGUGUCAACAUAAUUUAUGGACUGACUGUGGCCCUACUGUCUACAGGACUGGAUAUAGUGUUCAUCCUCAUGUCCUACACCAUGAUCCUUUGCACAGUGUUUCAGAUACCCUCCUGGGCUGCCAGAUUCAAGGCUCUUAACACGUGUGGUUCCCAUAUCUGUAUCAUACUUAUGUUCUAUGCCCCAGCAUUCUUUUCAUUUUUUGCCCAUCGCUUUGGGAUUGAAACCAUCCCUCACCACAUCCACAUUCUAGUAGCCAACUUCUAUGUGGUGGUGCCCCCUAUGCUCAACCCCAUCAUUUAUGGGAUGAAGAGCAAACAGAUUCAAGAUCGAGUGAUUUUGCUUUUCUCUUCCAUCAGCACAUGUUAUUAA
Diceros bicornis minor is the source of this 960-nucleotide messenger RNA. RefSeq names its product olfactory receptor 52Z1P-like. Gene Ontology annotation, molecular function: olfactory receptor activity; G protein-coupled receptor activity. The record is from RefSeq and is a predicted model, not a curated record. Gene Ontology annotation, biological process: G protein-coupled receptor signaling pathway. Gene Ontology annotation, cellular component: membrane. Bases 1 to 960 code for a protein of 319 amino acids. Lineage: Eukaryota; Metazoa; Chordata; Mammalia; Perissodactyla; Rhinocerotidae. The transcript has a single exon.